ACAAAAUUCCAAGUAAACAGCGACCAGGGCAGGUAACCUCAGCUCUAUUAGGCGUAUAUGCAUAUGCGUAGUUUGGAUUUUCAAAACAUAAUUGUCAAUGACACCAAGAUAUUUUAGAUGACGACUUUUGUGCAUGCAUGAAUACUUAAAUUCUGUAUAACCCUCACUAAUAGUAGGCAUACAUACAUACGUAAUAAUAAGGUUUGGUCAUCACGAAAGAAUCCCAACAACAUAUUAUUUUCUUAUCAUCACUCGCACACAAAGUUUCUAGGCCGCUUACGAAAAUCAAAUCAUUCACCCAAUGAUAUAUAUUUUAUGGAUUCUCAGACCUUAUUUAUUUCUGAGCUUAUAAAACUACUGCCUGGCAUAAAGACAAGAGAGGUUGUGUAAUAUAUGUAGGAAAAGAGCAUCACAUCUCUCACCCACCAUAUUUCUUUCUGUAUAUCAUCAUGAAUGCAUUGCAUUGGAUGCAUAUGUAUAUGCAUAUGUUAUAAUACAUAAGUAUUUAAAACCCUUGGGAAAAGAAGUUGCAGCAUUCAGCAGGAGGAUAGAGAUAUGUGUAUAAGUAGUUGUCAGUGUAGUGGAAGUAGUAGUAUUUUCUCUGCAGUAGUAGUUCUCUCGUAAUGGCAAAAAUACUUACUACAUCUGUAAGAAGACAAUCGCAAGACGUUUCCCGUUGUGUUUUGUUAGUGGACUUCCUCAUCUAAUCCAUUCCCUGCAACCCAUUCUGCUCAUGAUAAAACACACAUUGAACUCUUGUUUUAGAAAACCUCUUCCCAACCCUUUCGGUUGACUGAAUCACCUCUCAUCAUCAUUUCAAUUAUCACAACUGACUGCUACUCAUUCACUAUUAAGUACUCCGUGGUUGGUUGUGCCGUGUUUUUUAUGUCCAUCCAGCCUGGUAGAAUAAUUUGCUCUUGUCAGUCAAACGACGAGUUUAGGUUAUGUAUGCUAUGAAGUUGGUUAGUAUUACGAGUUAUUGGAAUUUGUUGGGAUAAAUAUAACCUAUAGGUUUUUGCACACUAUAAUUGCUCUUUUACUCAAUCUAGUCAGUCACCCUUGUCCUUUCGAUUCGAUUCAACAUUGUCGUAAUAAUAGCGGUGUGGACGAAUUUAGAAAACUGCCUGAAAGUUCUAAUUUAUUAUCUCUUUCUCUCUCAUGUAGUGAUGAACAGAGUUUGACAUUAAACAAUUUUUUUAUCCGCGUCGCGUUCGCGUCGAGUGGUUGUGCCUUUUUGAAGUGCAAGAAGAUUCGUGCAAUUUAGGAUAAUGUUUAACAAUAAGAAGGUUGAGGAGGGUUCCGUAAUGAUAAGGCCUUAUCAGGCGCUGUCAAGAGAGGUUGAUGCAGGAGAGUUGUCAAAGAAUCGGACCUUUCUUGAGAGGAGACGGGUGCGGAAAGCGUCGUCGUCCUCGUCAGACGAACUUAAUAAAGGACACACGAAAGUCAUGGGGACGUCUCAAGGGAACAGAUCUAGGCUUAUGGCCAUGCUCCUGAUGACUUUCGUUUUUUUCCUGGUCGAAAUUGUUGUGGGCUAUCUGACCAACUCGAUGGCGCUUGUGGCCGACAGUUUUCACAUGCUGAGUGAUGUAGCAGCAUUGGUUGUAGCGUUUGUCUCUGUGAAGAUGUCCCCCAAGAAAUGGUCAAAAAACACCUUUGGCUGGGCAAGAGCAGAAGUACUAGGAGCACUAGUCAACGCAGUGUUUUUGGUCGCUUUGUGUUUCUCCAUUCUGGUUGAAUCUAUUAAACGAUUUAUCCACAAGGAGGAUAUCGAUCGGCCUGUAUUGAUCCUUGUGGUAGGCGUCCUUGGUUUGCUUGUGAAUCUAGUCGGCCUUUGCAUCUUCCGACACCAUCACGGUGGAGGUGGACAUUCGCAUUCACAUUCACACCAUCAUCACUCAAUUAAACACCAGUCCAGAUUAUCUCGGAUUGUGGCAACCGAUGAUAAUGAAAACGACGAAAGGGUUACUUCACCAGAGGAAGCUCCAUCACAACCGGAUUCACCAAAUGACCCCAAAUCUGCAAGUGCUUCACAGAUGAACAUGAGAGGGGUCUUUCUUCACCUUAUGGCUGAUGCUCUAGGUUCCGUGAUCGUUGUCAUCUCGGCCUUGAUAAUUUGGCUCACUGACUGGGAAUUUAGAAUGUAUGUUGACCCCAUGCUAAGUGUUGUGAUGGUAGUUAUAAUCUUAUCGUCCGUCUGGCCACUCUUGCAAGAGUCUGCGAUGAUCCUUCUUCAAACGGUCCCUACUCACAUUCAGAUAGAUGAUCUUCAAAGGAAAUUGGUCCGUGAGGUUGAAGGGGUCAUUGCAGUCCAUGAGUUCCAUAUUUGGCAGCUUGCCGGUGAUCGAAUCAUUGCUUCCGCUCAUAUUCAGUGUCGAAAUCUAGCUGAUUACAUUAGGAUUGCUGAGAAAGUCAAGGUUUUCUUUCAUAACGAAGGAAUCCAUUCGACCACAAUCCAACCAGAAUUUGUUGAGCACUACCCCGAUGCCCUCAACACCAAUAACUCAGACUGCUUCUUGUCCUGCCCUCCUGACUUAACCACGGAUAAUCCUCAUGCCGGACCAGGAUGUGCAGCCAACACCUGCUGUGGACCUCAACGGGUUGGUAAUUCCGACGUGGUUGAUAGUGAAGGAGAUUUACUUAUUGUUACCGGCAAUAAUUCGUGUUAACAUUUAGGAUAGUAGUUUUCUUAAUUAAUUUAAAACAAGGUCUUAUCUUCAUCACAUACAGAUCCUGGAGGACAAGAAUUGGUUAACCAAAACCAAUCAUCAACGCAUGCGUUAGGAUCUAGAAAACGUGUUGCUUAAGAUUAACUGAAUUUUUUAAUUCGCGUCGUCUCUCUUUUGUUUGCUUCCUUAAAAUGACGCGUCUUCGUUUUUCAUUAUUAUCAUGCUGGAUGUUUAAUGAUCUCACCUUGUAAGCACACUGCUUUGUCUACCCAGCCCAAAAAUUACUAGUUACUUUUGCAGUCCAACCCAAAUCAGUCAUAGCAGUGGUCUUGUCUAUUAUGUUUUUGGUUGUAUUAUUGUUGUUUGAUAAUUUCGUGCAUGUAUUUAUGGCUGAUUGUUAAUUCAUAUUUAUUGAAUUCGGCUAUUAAAAUAAACCCUGGAUUAAUUAUAAUGGUAAAUUCGAAAGCUUUACUCUGGUAAUUGGUUUCUAUAAUACUUGGUAAUUUGGUAUACAAUUAUUUACUAUUGUUUGUUUUUCUACGCUAUCUGCAGCUCAUGGCAUUGCAAAAAGUAGUUGGUGUUUUAAUAGUUGAGUGUGGAGUUGUUAUUGCUGACGUAAUUUCACGAAUUUUCUCCAGGGUGCCCAUCGUCUUGAAGUGGCUUGGAAAAUUUGUGAAUGAAUGUGAGUGAAAUUUAGAGUGAGUGAUGGAUGUGGUUAUUAUUUCAUAGUAUUUCAUAGCUUUGAACGAAAACGCUAUAAAUUAUGAAUUAUCAGUAAAACGAACCUUUCGACUUUAUCCAGAGCCAGAUUGCUCGAAAUUAAACAUAAAUGCUAACAUGAACAACUCAUAUACAAUAAUGUGAGAUAAUGUUUGUCUUCGUAUUAGAUAGAGAACUAAGGAAUAAUUAAAGGCCGGUAGAAAGUAUCGAUAAUAAUAUUUAAGUACCGAGUGACCAGUCCAUAUUCACUACUUGGCUGCUGCAAAAAAAACAGUCUCAUAAUCGUAUUAUUACAUACCUUAUGUCUUAAACUGCCUGUCUAUGUAUUGACAUUGACACCACAUAACAUGCAUGCAUGGAGGGCAAAUAAAUAAUUUGUAGAGAAUACGAACCAGUAAAAAUUAUAAUUCGUUAUUGAUAACAAGGCAUGGAAAGUUUUGUAUUUUUACAUGACGGUGAUGAUAUGAUAACAUUUUAGGCUUGUGAUGUGUUAGAAAUGUAUAAUUUAGAAAUAUCUGUACAUCUUUGUCAUGGUCUACAGUUAAUAUCUGUGACAAUCCUGUAUCGAAAAGAAAAUCUAAUAAAAAACAAUGAAUAUCUGAGGAA
This is a messenger RNA of Folsomia candida, 3992 nucleotides long. RefSeq names its product zinc transporter 1 (gene ZnT63C). The transcript is spliced from 11 exons. Lineage: Eukaryota; Metazoa; Arthropoda; Collembola; Entomobryomorpha; Isotomidae. Gene Ontology annotation, molecular function: zinc ion transmembrane transporter activity. Gene Ontology annotation, biological process: zinc ion transmembrane transport; detoxification of zinc ion; intracellular zinc ion homeostasis. Gene Ontology annotation, cellular component: membrane. The record is from RefSeq and is a predicted model, not a curated record. The coding region runs from base 1269 to 2666 and encodes 465 amino acids.